GGUACAGAACGAACAUGAAGUUUUUUUCGUCUGUAUUAUACUUUGCUCAUUACUAUAACGUGAGCUGCAUUGGAAAGAGUAUAAGUGAGGGUUUCCGCUAAACAUCACAGCCGUUUGUGUAGCGAAGCAAAUAUGUCGAAACGAAAGGCGUUUUUCGACGCUGCGUGUAAAGAAAACGCGGACGACUUCCUUCACUUCAUCCGUCUUCAUAAGGACAAAACAGAUCCCUUUGAUGUGGAAGAAGUGGUGCAGGAGAUGCCUAAUGACCAGAGGGAGGGUCUGUGGAAAAAGUUAGCUGCACUCCUUCAGGACGUCCUGACUGAUAGCCCUCCGGAGGAGAACAUGCAGGCGGAUCGGAGGGAGCAGAGUAUGGAAGAAGAGACAAGUCCACCUCCUGAAAACAUCGUUUCUGUGGUUGAUGGCGUCACAAUAGUGGCCACAGUGUCGUUAAAUGUCCUUCAAGACGGUGAUACCUACAAUGGCCUUCUCCAAAUAGCCAACCAUCUUCACGGUCUUCUGGUGUCACAGCAGAUUUCAGAUCCACAGAUGCAUCAACACAUUCACACGCUGUUUGAAGUUUGGUGGAAAAAGGAUCUCACUGACAAAGCAAAGUUUGGCCGCUCUGCUUUGUUUGUGUCUUUGCAGAAAUGCUUUACUCUCAAAAAAAGUGGUGCUGAGAUUCAAAGACUGUGGAAUCUACACUCUGUUAUCCUGACUCUGGACUACAAGUCUGAGGACAACAGACAGAUUGUAGACUUGCUACUUCAGUGUUUUCACUCUCCAAGCUUCAUUAGAAAUGACGAUGGAAAGAGAUUCCUCGUGUUUCUUUUCAGCUGGGACAUAACCUUCAUCAGUGCCAUUCAUGGAACUGUGAAAAAUCAACUGGAGUUCUUCAACAGCACUGCAACCAGCAGUAUUGCAGAAAUCUACUUCAGAGCGUGGAAGAAGGCGAGCGGGGAUUUCCUCGACAAGAUUGAGAGUUCCUGUAUCCAGGAUUUGAUGCAAAAUUGCAUCCUCUUACACAGAGCAUCUCCUGUCCAUUCCAAAGUCCGACAGAUUAUCAGCCAUUUCCACUCCAGAAAAGGAUGCACAAGAUUAGACAAGAUGCUGCAUAAUCUCUACAAGCCUAUUCUUUGGAAAGCUCUAAGUGCGCCAAACUUUGAAGUCCGUGCAAAUGCGGCCUUGCUUUUUACCGAGGCCUUCCCCAUCCAUGAUCCGAGCGAAACCAAUGAGCAUGUUGACAAGAAUAUCCAAAGGCAGUUGGAUGCUGCAAUGAAUCUGCUUGAUGAUCCUCAUCCCAGUGUGCGCUGCAAUACCACACUGGGCGUUUGUAAGAUUCUGGCCAAGUGCUGGGAGCUUCUUUCCCCGACCAUCAUCACAGAUUUUCUGAAGAAGCUGGUAAUGGAACUGGCAACUGACAACAGCAGCCCUGAUGUUCGCUGCUCUGUUUUCAAGAGUUUGAGCCUUGUCUUGGACAAUGCCCUGAGCCACCCUCUUCUGGAGAAGCUCCUGCCUACUCUAAAGUACAGCCUUCAUGACUCCUCCGAGAAAGUUCGCUCCGCUUUCCUUGACAUGCUCAUCAAGGUCAAAGCAGUUCGUGCAGCCAAGUUUUGGGACGUGUGCAGCAUGGAGCAUUUGCUCGCUCGUCUCGCCAUCGACUCCACCUCCGUUUCCAAGCGGAUAGUCAGCCUGCUCUACAUGUCCUUCUUUCCUGUCAACGAGUCAGAGAGGGAGUGGUGCUCUCGGUGCAUCACUCUCAUUCAAAUGAACCCUAUGGCUGCUCGCAAAUUUUACCAAAAUCUUUACAGACACACUGCCCCGACCAACAUGAUUAAGAUGAUGUUGGCAAUUCGUCGUCUUCUGAACUCCUGCAUCAACGCCGACUUCGACAGGACCGACCUCAGUGACCCCAACAAGGAAAACAGCAUUCAAAGUGAGCACGACCUGAUGGCCAAGGAUAUGGCUUUGGUGGCCAGUUUGCUGGAAAUCAUCGUUAUCUUGUGGAGAAGUGUAGACAAAGCCCUCAAGCAAAAUGAGGAGGCGAUGAACUACACAUACUCAAAGUUUGGCAGCGUUGUGUCCAAGUACUUCACUGUCUUUCAGAGCGAGCGAUGCACUGCCUCUCUCAUACAAUUGGCAUCCCUUAUGCCACCAAAUUCAGUGCCAACAUUCAGCUGCGGUGUGUUGUCCAAGCUGAGGAAAAUGGAUUCUAGCGUUUCAGUGCAGCAGUACAGCCAGUUGUUAGACUGCUUGUGCGCAUGGGGUCAGGCAGCUGUCCUUCUUGAGCUGGUCACUGACUGGCUCACCAAUGGUCUCCCAAAGAACGGGGACACAGUGAAUGUGGGUAGAAAAGUACGCAUCGCAGAGACUGAUGAGGCCAAACCGGACCUGGCUCUGGCCUACAUUGAAUACCUUUUCAGUCACUCGUCGACACGAGAGAAAGUCCUAGCCCUUGGUCAGAGUCGUGUGAAGCCGUUGUAUACAGCUCUUGGGAAUUGGAAGUCGGUGCUCUACACUCAUUUAAACUCCACGGCAGAACUGGAGAAAACUCCCAGCGUGGAUGUUGCUCUGAAAGCCUUCAUUUAUCAUGGUCGCCUGGGAGCGCAUCUGCAGCAUACUCUGUCUGAAGGACGAGACUACCUGCUGUCGUUGGAGCAUGUUGCAGCGUGGGUGGCAGAGAGAGUUCUGCCCUUCCUGACCAAAUGUUCUGAAAAAAGUGGUGACUUGAGUGAGCAACCGCUGGCUGCUCAAAUAAUAGAGAGUUUCCUGUUGGUGUGUCGUGACGUGUUGCUUGUUGGUUUGGCUGACGAGAAUUUCAAGGGUGGAAUCCUCCAUCUUUGUUCCCUCAUCCUUCACUCUGAAGCAGGCUACUUUUGUAUCCCUGGGAUUCUGUCCGUGUUGAAAGAGGUGGUGGACACGUUCGAGCCUGACAAAGACAGUCCACAGGAUGAUGCGGAAGACCCAACGAUUGUACUGCUGGGUGUGGUGGCCAAUAUUUUCCAGAAGAUCAUUGAGCUGUUGGCUCGUAGGCUGAAGAAAGAGCCAGAGGAUGGACGUCAGCUGUGCCAGUCAGCUGUGCCUGGUCUGGUGGACUUCCUCCAAGUAGCCCAAAUGUGGGACAGACCUCCCCUCAUUGGAGUCUUUUCAACUCUGUUUGCUAUCAUCAUCGUGGAGAAGAGGCACUCACUUCAGAAGAUGAACCACCCAGAAGAGGUGAUCACCCCAGAAUCAGUGGAGGACAUGCCUCCUCUGUCGAGUGUCCUCUUGUCCGUCAUCCUAAAAUCUCGUCUGAUGACCAGGACGUUUUUGUCAGAACUCGGCUCGUCUCUGGAAGCCGAGGCCAUCGACAGUCUCGUCGAAUUGGCUGCCGUCCUGCACGUGCUGGCCGUCAUCAGACACCAUGGACAGUCAAAAGCUCCCUUGAAAAGUGUAGCCAUCUCUGUCCAGCAGAAUCUUCUCAAGCACAGUGUCUCAAAUGGGGAUAACAGUGACAUCCAGAGAGCCAUUUACGACUCUUCUGUGAAGACAUUGAACGAGAUUUUGGAUUCAUAACUCAUUAUUCCAAAUGAACAUUUUGGUAUUUUCAUGACAGUAUGAUUUAAGCAUGUCUCACUGAUUAAUUUUGAAAUUAAAAUACAUACUGG
Molecule: messenger RNA, 3644 nt
Organism: Synchiropus splendidus (mandarinfish)
Lineage: Eukaryota; Metazoa; Chordata; Actinopteri; Syngnathiformes; Callionymidae
Gene: ncapg2
Product: non-SMC condensin II complex, subunit G2
Exons: 27
Coding region: 133-3552 (1139 amino acids)
Biological process (GO): mitotic sister chromatid segregation
Cellular component (GO): condensin complex; nucleus
Source: RefSeq, a predicted model, not a curated record